Messenger RNA from Telopea speciosissima, 624 nucleotides. RefSeq lists its product as uncharacterized. Lineage: Eukaryota; Viridiplantae; Streptophyta; Magnoliopsida; Proteales; Proteaceae. The record is from RefSeq and is a predicted model, not a curated record. Gene Ontology annotation, molecular function: nucleic acid binding. Gene Ontology annotation, biological process: DNA integration. The transcript is spliced from 2 exons. Bases 1 to 624 code for a protein of 207 amino acids.
AUGGUUGAAUGCACUCUAGAUACUCAAGUUCGCCCAUUUUUGGUAGAUAGAAGGCAUGGACCAGCAUAUGAAGAGUCAGUAAAUGCUCUGACAACUGAUGGGACGUCGUGGUCUGCACUCAUCAUUGACUUUAUCAGAGAAAGGAAAUAUCUUACCAAUUCCACUGCCAGUGAACAAAAGAGGUUGCAGAAGCACGCCACACAGUUUGUACUUCAAGGCGGCCUGCUAUACAAGGGUCCUACGAUGCUCCAUUUGUUAAAUGCUCCUUGGCCAUUUUCAACAUGGGGCAUUGAUAUAAUUGGGAAAGUCACGCCAAAGGCAUCCAAUGGACAUGAAUUCAUCUUUAUGACCAUAGACUAUUUCACCAAAUGGGUGGAAGCACAGUCUUAUGCUGUCUUGAUAGCUACAAAGGUAGCAAAGUUCAUCAAAGAGAAUAUUAUAUGUAGAUAUGGAGUGCCACAUGCCCUUAUAUCCGAUCAAGGAGCACAUUUUUGGGGAAAAGCAGACAAGUUUUGCGCCAACUUUGGUAUCCAAAGGCAUCAGUCUACGACUUAUAAACCACAGACUAAUGGAGCAGUGGAAGCAGCCAACAAGAAUGUCAAAGUCAUUGCAAAAAAUGGCUGA